AUGGAGCCCUCGGCCACCCCAGGGCCCCAGAUGGGGGUCCCCACUGACAGCGGGGAACCAUCCCCGGUGCCUCCAGACUACGAAGACGAGUUUCUCCGCUAUCUGUGGCGUGACUAUCUGUACCCGAAGCAGUACGAGUGGGUCCUCAUCGCCGCCUACGUGGCUGUGUUCCUCGUGGCCCUGGUGGGCAACACGCUGGUCUGCCCGGCCGUGUGGCGGAACCACCGCAUGAGGACGGCCACCAACUACUUCAUCGGCAACCUGUCCCUGGCCGACGUGCUGGUGACGGCCAUCUGCCUGCCGGCUAGCUUGUUGGUAGACAUUACUGAAUCCUGGCUCUUCGGCCAUGCCCUCUGCAAGGUCAUCCCCUAUCUACAGGCCGUGUCUGUGUCAGUGGCAGUGCUGACUCUCAGCUUCAUCGCCCUGGACCGCUGGUACGCUAUCUGCCACCCCCUGCUGUUCAAGAGCACUGCCCGUCGUGCCCGUGGCUCCAUCCUGGGCAUCUGGGCUGUGUCGCUAGCUGUCAUGGUGCCCCAGGCUGCUGUCAUGGAAUGCAGCAGUGUGCUGCCCGAGCUAGCCAACCACACCCGGCUCUUCUCUGUCUGUGAUGAAUGCUGGGCAGAUGAUCUCUAUCCCAAGAUCUACCACAGUUGCUUCUUCAUUGUCACCUACCUGGCCCCGCUAGGUCUCAUGGCCAUGGCCUAUUUCCAGAUCUUCCGCAAGCUCUGGGGCCGCCAGAUCCCCGGCACCACGUCGGCCCUGGUGAGGAACUGGAAGAGGCCCUCAGAUCAGCUGGAGGACCAGGGGCAGGGCGUGGGCGCAGAGCCCCCGCCUCGGGCCCGUGCCUUCCUGGCCGAGGUAAAGCAGACAGCCAAGAUGCUGAUGGUGGUGCUGCUGGUCUUUGCCCUCUGCUACCUGCCCAUCAGUGUCCUCAAUGUCCCCAAGAGGGUGUUUGGGAUGUUCCACCAAGCUAGCGACCGAGAAGCCGUCUAUGCCUGCUUCACCUUCUCCCACUGGCUGGUGUACGCCAACAGCGCCGCCAACCCCAUCAUCUACAACUUCCUCAGUGGCAAAUUCCGGGAGCAGUUUAAGGCCGCCUUCUCCUGCUGCCUGCCUGGCCUGGGUCCCUGUGGCUCUCUGAAGGCCCCCAGCCCUCGUGCCUCUGCGAGCCACAAGUCCUUGUCCUUGCAGAGCCGGUGCUCCGUCUCCAAAGUCUCGGAGCACGUGGUGCUCACCAGUGUCACCACGGUGCUGCCCUGAGCGAGGGCCAUCCUGGUGGCAAAAGGGGGUGCAACCUAUCCCCUGCCUGGGCUGCUCCUCUGGCUACUGGGGAACCUGCCCCCACUCCUCGUGGAAAGACUGCUGGUUGCGGUGCGAGGCCGGGGCUCCUCGCCUCGUUUUCUGCCUGUUUAACUCUGGGCAGUGUCAUUUCCCUUCUCUGAGCUGCGUCCCCUAAGCGGAUUGAUGUGAGGAUUAAGCACGCUCAAGAAAGUGGAAAGCUCUCUGUAAACAGUAAAGUGUUAUGGACAAGAUUAACGUUGUGUUCCUCUCACUUGGCUAUACCGCACAAUACCAUCCAUCACUAUCAUCCUUCCAGAGCUUGGCCCUCCUCCCGAAGACCCCUCUCCUACCCAAUCACAGAUCUUCCCUGGAGUCUGCUAUAAGGGUCCCAGCAGGCAUUUCCAUCUGGUCCAGGGGCUCUAAAGCCCAGGCUGCACUUGGCAGCGCUCCUUGAGGCCCAUGGGAACUAAUCUGAGCCCAGCCGUUCCCCAGUGGGAACAGAGCCCCACCCUCACCAGGUGCCAAGUGCACACACCACAGACUGGACCCCAUUGGUUGUGCAGUGACAGAACACUCUCCAUGAGGCCAUUUGGUAUGGAGGCCAGCAGCCUGAAGCAACUGUAAUUAAAAGCCUGGCACUGAAUGUUCCCUUUCCUUGUCAUUGCUCAAAAUCUGUGCUUCUUAGGUUAGGAGUGAGAAGGUGGGGAGGCUGGGGGAGGGGAGAAGACAAGGCAGUGCUGGAAUGCAGCUAUCUGCUGACCCCUCCCACCUCUCGUCCCCUAACACACGGGAUCCCAGAUGGCUCCUGGGCAGGCCUCAGAGCAAACGUGCUCCUGCCCCCUCAGGUGGCUCGAUCCUCUGAUGCCAGGACCUCUUUCCUGGCCACAUCUGUCUGCUCACGAGCCCAGCAGUCUAUGGAAGGUAAGGGGAGUAGGGUGGGCAGACAGCGGGGUUAACAGACGGAUUUACUGUUAUCUUCACCUUCUUGGAAAUCAGGGCUUGCAUUUAUUUUCUAUGAACUCACAGAUUAAAAAGAGAAAGCCAGAGACUGGGCUAGAUGUGCUCCAUCUGCCACCAAGAUGAUGAGAGGGCUGCCAGAGGCCCUGAUCCUUGCGGCCGGAGCAGGAGGUGGGAAGCAGUCUGAAGGACUCUCUGCUGAGAGGAGCGGGAGACAUCUGGCAGAGGCCAGCUCGGCCAUGCGCACCGCUGGGUCUGCUUAACCUGAUUAAUGAC
Messenger RNA from Kogia breviceps (pygmy sperm whale), 2514 nucleotides. It is a transcript of the gene HCRTR1, whose product is annotated as hypocretin receptor 1. Gene Ontology annotation, cellular component: membrane. The record is from RefSeq and is a predicted model, not a curated record. Gene Ontology annotation, molecular function: orexin receptor activity. NCBI's taxonomy places the organism in Eukaryota, Metazoa, Chordata, Mammalia, Artiodactyla, Physeteridae. Gene Ontology annotation, biological process: feeding behavior; G protein-coupled receptor signaling pathway.